AUGUCGCAAUACCAGUUAGAGACGAAGCUGCAGCUGGUGGAACACCACUUCAACACUUUCGAGCGGCUACAGACAGAGCUCGAGUCACUGGACGAAUCUCAGCUGGAAGUUUAUCAUCGCACAACAUUUGAAGACACUUUUUGUGAAGUGAAGAGUGCAAUCAUUGAGCGCAUGUCGGAGUUGCGCAGGGUAUACACGCUCAGCAGUACGAGAGUGGUCGCACCAUCACCGUCGGCGCCUCGCCACAGCUUGCCGAAACUGCAGCUAACCAAGUUCAGUGGCAGCUACACAGAAUGGCUGGACUUCUUCAAUAUGUUUACAACCCUUGUACAAAAUAACUCUGGACUGGAGGACAUAGAGAAGUUCCAGUACUUGCGCUCGUGCCUCACACACAACGCCUUUCGCUUGGUACAGUCGCUAGAAGUUACCACCAGUAACUACAAGCGCGCAAUUGAGCUAUUAAUCACCAGAUACGACAACAAGAGGUACAUCUUUCAAUCGCAUCUGCAAGCAAUACUCAACUGCAAGGGCACACAGCCUGCAAACGCUUCAUCAUUGAGAGAAUUUGUCGACAGCAUAAACGCGCAUCUUCGGGCAAUGCAAUCAUUUGCCUCACCAAAUCAAAUUGCGGAUGGUAUACUACUCCAACUUAUAGUUGCAAAAUUGGAUCCAGAUAUGCAAGUGAAGUGGGAGGAAGAAAUUGUAGCAACAUGCGACAAAGCGAGCUCCCCAAGCCUUCAUCUUCCGUCCUGGGAUGAUCUGACGAAAUUCAUCGAACGCCGAUGCCAAACAGUAAGCAUCAUUGAGGCCAACAAAGGUUCACUAGGCAAAGGCACGUCAACAGCAGCAACAAAAUCCUCAGGGCAAAAAUCAACAUUCACAGCAACCGCAAACAACAACAAAUGUACGCUUUGUAAUGAAAGCAACCACCAUACGGCCUUUAAGUGCACUAAAUUCACACUGAUGGAUCCAAUGAAGCGCUACAUCUUGGUUAAGAACAAUCGUCUUUGUUUCAACUGCCUAGGAGCAAAGCACACAGCACCCAAUUGCCCAUCAACUAAUCGAUGUCAAGAGUGCAAAGAGCCUCAUCACACUCUUCUUCAUAGAAGUCAACAACCACCUGUAGGUGAUCAAGCACUACAUCAAGCAUCUACGUCGGCUCUGCAUGCAGGUAGGCCACAUCAGGACGUUAUCUUGGCAACUGCGCUAGUGCAGUUGCACAAUACACAUGGAACAACGCUAAUGGCUCGUGCUUUGCUGGACUCUGGGUCCCAGCUGAGUUUCAUCUCCGAGCGCAUUGCCCAAUUAUUAAGGGUCAAGAGAAACAAGGUGACCACGGAAAUUAGUGGAAUUGGGUCCGUGUUGACCACGUCACGAUACUCAGCAGUCAUCGAAAUUAAAUCACUACAUAGUGGAUUUGCAGCACUAACACAGGUGGUAAUCAUGCCAUCAAUUUCGUCGUCUCAACCACAAAAAUCCAUCGAUAUCGCAGCCUGGAGUGUACCGAAAAACAUAGCCCUAGCUGACGACACAUUCAACAUAUCCGGUCUGAUUGAUUUGCUAAUUGGAGCAAGUCUCUUCUUUGACAUUCUGUCAGUAGGUCAGAUAAAGAUCGGAGAGGAGCUGCCAAUACUUCAAAAGACUCAAUUGGGAUGGAUAGUGGCUGGUGCAAUCAACUCACGCUCAGCGCUAUCAUCAUCAUCAUUAUCAACAGCGGUGUCAUUGUUGGAAUCCGUCGAUCCACCAACACUUACACAAUCACCAUUAGACGAGUCUUUAGAACGCUUCUGGAGACUUGAAGAUACUGCCCGUCAUCAAGCAAAUUCACGAACAUCACCCGAAGAAGAAUGCGAGGCUCACUUUCGUCAAAAUACCACUCGUUGUCCGCUAACGAAUAAAUUCAUCGUUCGACUACCAUUUUCUGAAGAGCCAUCCGUACUUGGACAAUCAAUCGACAUAGCAAAGCGACGUUUUUACGUACUGGAAAAAAGGGUGCUACGCGAUCCAGUACUCAAGACUGAAUACAGUAAAUUCAUGCAGGAGUACAUAGAGCUUAAGCACAUGACGUUGGUAGAUCCGCAUGAAUUCUCCGCUAAGGUGGGCACGUACAUUCCACACCAUUGCGUAAAAAAAAUGGACAGCUUAACGACCAAGCUACGGGUGGUGUUUGACGCUUCGUGCAGCACCUCCAAUGGAAGGGUCCUCAACAGCAUUCUUCGCAUUGGACCCAAUUUACAAGAUGACAUCGUAACAAUCUUGUCAAGGUUUCGCACUCAUCAAUAUGUUCUAAUGGCCGAUAUAGCCAAAAUGUAUCGGCAAAUCAUUGUAGAUCCAAGGGAUGCUAAGUGGCAGUGCAUUCUGUGGCGCCACACCCAACAAGCCACUUGCAACAUACCAGCUGCAAACGGUCACCUACGGAACCAGCUGUGCGCCAUUUUUGGCAGUUCGAUGUUUGCAACAAUUAGCACAUGA
This is a messenger RNA of Rhagoletis zephyria (snowberry fruit fly), 2472 nucleotides long. RefSeq lists its product as uncharacterized. Gene Ontology annotation, molecular function: zinc ion binding; aspartic-type endopeptidase activity; nucleic acid binding. The record is from RefSeq and is a predicted model, not a curated record. Gene Ontology annotation, biological process: proteolysis. NCBI's taxonomy places the organism in Eukaryota, Metazoa, Arthropoda, Insecta, Diptera, Tephritidae.